UGAUAACGUAAAAUUAUUAAUUAAUCAUUAAUAAAGUGAUAGAAAGUGAAUUAUGUGAUUAAUCAUGUAAAUUAAAUGGCCAUCAUUAUAUCAUUCCGGUAUAGUGGAGUCACUUAAUAUGGGUAUUUGUCUUGAUACUGAUCAACAAAACAGAUCACAAGUUUUCGAAGACGGUGAUGUUCAUGGUGGAAAAUGGCGUGGUGAAGCCGGUCUAUUAUCUACACCACCAGAUGGGCAUUUUCCUAUGCAAAAUGUCAGUCCGGUUAAAUUUGAACCACCAACGGUUCCAGUUAUAUUUGUACUUGGUGGUCCAGGGAGCGGUAAGGUGACACAUUGUGAUAAUUUGAUGCAAGAGAAAAAAGGAAUUACCCACAUCAACAUGACAGAUCUUCUGCAGCAAUAUGCGUUGGGAAAUGAUAUGCAAGACUUUAGCUUACUGAGUAGCAAAACUGUUGCGGAAGUGCUUAUGCUCGAAAUGAAAAUGUCUCCAAAUGCAAAGACUUUCCUCGUGAGUGGAUAUCCCAGAAAUAUGCGAGACGUUGUUGAAUAUUCUGAGAAGAUUCAAAUAGUCAAUGGAGUGAUUCUCGUUUCAUGGAAACAAGAAGUACUCGAGAGACAAAUUGAUUAUGGUGCUCAGCUGGGUCAUGUAAUCUUAAGUUUAGCGCGAAUGGAACUUAGAAAUUUUUAUAGGAAUGUUAUGCCUGUAGCUGAAUAUUUUGAUCGCAGUGGUGUUUUAGUUGAGGUCAAUGGAGAACGGAACCCAAGUGAUGUUUACAUUGACUUUCGUGAAGCUGUAAUGGAAAUUCUUGGAUUUUCUAAAUCUGGCUCAAGAGAACCAGCAUCACAGUCCUUAGAAGCAGAAGUGAAAGUAGAACGCGCUGAACCAAUUUCUGCUAGUCCGAAGACAGCUUACAUAGCUCCGUUAUCAUCUGAGCCAAAGACUAUUCUUUCUAAAACAGCGAUUAAACCCAGAAAAGGAUUACCUACAUUUAUUUGGGUAAUUGGUGGACCAGGAAGCAAUAAAUCAAGUUUGUGCAUUCAAGCUGUUAGAAACAUGCCAAAUUGGGCACACAUUAGUAUAGGAAGUUUACUAAGAACCAUGUCUACUUCGAAUAUGCUCGUAAAAGAAGCUAUUGUAACGGGUGAAAUGGUCUCACAAGAUGUAGUAAUGCAGCUCAUUGAACAACAAGUCUUGUUAAACCGUGACAGUGAUGGUAUCAUUAUUGAUGGUUUUCCAAGAGAUCUUAAUCAAGUUCAGGAAUUUGAGACCAAAUUCGGACAGGAACCACCAUUAAUUUUGUUAGACUGCUCUAAACUUCAGUUGGGCCGAGGAAAACUUGAUGAUACUGUUCCAGCAUUUAGGAGACGACUAGAACUCUUCAGAGAAGUAACAUUACCAGUAUUGAAAAUUAUUGAUAAUGAUAGUCGUCUAAUAACUAUAAAUGGUGAUACUGAUGUUCCUUCAGUGCAACAAGAAUUUUCAGCAGCAAUUUAUCAAUUAAUGCGUCAGUCACAUCAUAAAGAUGAAGAAAGUUUGAAAGAGCAUCAAAAUUCAUCGUCAAAUAAUUGGAAUUAUAUUAAUUCUAAUCAUAAUGAGCAUCAAACGAAAUCGCAUGUGCCUAAUAACUUAUCUAAAACUCCAUAG
Molecule: messenger RNA, 1645 nt
Organism: Chelonus insularis
Lineage: Eukaryota; Metazoa; Arthropoda; Insecta; Hymenoptera; Braconidae
Product: adenylate kinase isoenzyme 5
Exons: 10
Coding region: 119-1645 (508 amino acids)
Biological process (GO): CDP biosynthetic process; UDP biosynthetic process
Cellular component (GO): nucleus; cytoplasm
Molecular function (GO): ATP binding; UMP kinase activity
Source: RefSeq, a predicted model, not a curated record